UCAGGGACUACAGGGAAUUCAGCUGCCUGUUGCACACGGGGCAAGGCUGAGCAAACUUAGGCAGGUAAAGCAGCUGGCACGUGUUCUCAGUGUGGCGAUGAGGAAUGAGGAAGCUAAACGUAAACUUUUCACUGCAACCAAAGCAGAAUCAUCAUUAUGAAACUGGCUGUAAGGUUCUUUUUUGUUUUGGUUUCUUUAUUUCUUUUCUUUUUUCUUUUUUUUUUUUUCCCGUUUUGCAGACCUUUCCCAUGCUUUGAGGCAUGGAGUCAUUCUUACUUUACGUUUCGGAGGGCUGGACUUUGCUGGAGCUUUCUAACCGCAGAGAUGAUGCAGAAGCGCAUGAGAUGAUCCUGGUGCUAGCUGCAUGUUCAAGUCCUAAUGCCUCUUUCCUAACUUGUUGAUGUGCAAGGACUUGGUGGUGGCAGCUUUUGCAUUUUCUUCUGAUAUCAGCAAGCGGUUUAUCUCCAGUUAUUUAGCUUAUUUUGUCCAUAGAGAGUAAGGAGCAUACAGCAGAAGGCCUAAGGUAAACUGGCAUCUGAUGGGUUUAUCCUCUUCCACGUUUCCGGCCCCAUGGCAGAUCCAGAGUGGCUAAUGUCCCUUUGGAAGCUGCGUUAUCUGCAGGUCUGUAAACCUGGUGUAAUUCCUCAGGCUGAACAAGAUUGUCUUGUGACCUGUACUUGAGACCUGUGUGCUCCUGAGUUCCCCCUUCAUCUGGGCAAAGUGGAAACUGGCACUUUUCCAGGCUGAAAAGUGCUUCAUGCCUUGUCUGUGUAGGGACCUCAGCAUCAGAGUUCACAGCCUUGUUGCCUAAGCACAUGUAUCUGUUCUGAUAGUACCUCAACAUAGAGUGACUUCCUCAGAGAUACCAGAUAGCUAAACACAGCUCUUAUAAAAGACUUUUUAGAAACAAUGGCUGAUCGCUUCCUAUAGCAUGAGAAAAGUAACAAAAUAGUAAAUGCUUUCAAAUUUUGAAAUACUUCACAAAAUUCUUCCAUCCAGUUGCUUUAUCUUUCCAGUUUAGCCAUUUGCUUCUACUGAAUUUCAGUCCUUGAGUGUGUUUUUUUUCAGCCUGAUAAGGCUGACAAGAGCUAAUUACUCUUGCUCUGCCGGCAGCUUGCUGGAGUUAACCUGAUGGUUCUUGGUGCCUGCCGUCUCCUGGAACUGGGAUGCCUUCCUAUGAAUGGAGGGCAGUCAGAGUUAGCACUCUACAUUGGUACUGCUUUGCCUGUGUCCUUAUUUGAGCCACGGUUAAGGUAAAAAGACAGUACUGAGGAUCAUGACUAUCACACGUAUUGUAUUGUGAACAUUGUAUUAAAAAUAUGUUUUUUAAAAAGCAAACAAGUGCAUAAGUAUACAUAGAAAGAUCUCCCAGGUCACUAUACUGUUUUGUUCUUUUUUUUUUUCUCCUAACAUCUGUGCUGACAUUCUCUAAGUAUUUGUUCUUCUUUCAGUCUUGGAUAUGGCCCAGAGAUUUGUGAAGCAUAUUAUUCCAGUCAUCUUUUAGCUGAUGUGGCAAACCUUUAAGAUUUAUCCCAAGGAAUAUUUACUUCUAGAUCAAUGAAGCAGAGAUAGCCAAAGUGGCAGUUACAACUUGUGUAUCUUGGAGUUUAAGCAAGCUGAAUCUUCCAGAGUUGCUUCCAGCUUUGGAGUCUAAUUUCACAGGGUUUUUCCUCUGGCAAAAUGGGAUGUUUCAAUGGACACUCUUUAAGAUCAAUGAGAAAAAACAUGCCGCCCUGUUCAGACUCUAGCUUUGACAAAAGCAUGGAAAUAUUAAGUGAAAACGUCAAUCGAAGACACUUUACAAGGCAGUUGGCAAAGCCGAAAUCAGACCCAAAAAAAGAAGAAUAUAAAGAAGUCAACAGGACACUGAAGACUAGAGCUGAUGCAAAAGCUGCAGAACAAGUCCAUGAAGAAAAUGGGGAUUUGGAGGUCCGCCGAAGCUGCAGGCUUCGACAAAGCCAUUACACCACUACAAAUCAAUCUGUUUUAUUUGACAAACUUAUAACAAAUACUGCAGAAGCAGUCUUGCAAAAAAUGGAUGACAUGGAGAAGAUGCGUAGACGGCGAAUGAUGGAAGACCUUGGGGUGUUCCACGAUGAGAACCUCGAUAUGUAUGCACAAGGAAAGAAAGAAAUCCAAAGAGCUGACAAAGAAAUAGCUGAUAAUCAAGGUGGCAUUGUAGUAGUUUCAUCAGAAGAAAGUGAAGAGAAAGAUGAUGAUGAUGGUGAAGACACUCGAAAGCGUUAUGACUUUCGACAGAGGAAAACCGUUGAGCGCUAUCAAGCUCCAUUGGAAAAACCAAGACAACGUAAGAUAUAUUUUUCGGGCCGGUCUUCACCUGUCAGACAGAGAUACUCAUUUAGAAGUGCUCAGUCAGAAGGCUCUUGCUGCAAAAGAACUAACAGACGGAGACACGCAGUCCACAACAGUGAUUCCACAUCCUCUUCAUCCUCAUCUGAUGACGAAGAGCGUUUUGAGAGACAUAGGAAGCGCAGCCGUAACAGAAAUUUAAGAAGGUGUCUUCCACUAAACUUUCGAAAAGAUGAGUUAAAGGGAAUUCACAAGGAUCGAAUGAAAAUUGGAGCAAGUCUGGCUGAUGUUGAUCCAAUGCAAAUAGAUUGUUCAGUGCGAUUUGAUGGUGUGGGUGGUCUUUCUGACCACAUUUCAGCUUUAAAAGAGAUGGUCGUUUUUCCACUGCUUUACCCAGAAGUCUUUGAGAGAUUCAAAAUUCAACCUCCAAGAGGCUGUCUAUUCUAUGGUCCGCCAGGGACUGGAAAGACACUGGUUGCUCGUGCGCUUGCUAAUGAAUGCAGCCAAGGUGAGAGGAGAAUAGCCUUUUUUAUGCGAAAAGGUGCCGACUGCCUGAGUAAAUGGGUGGGGGAGUCUGAACGACAGCUUCGGUUAUUAUUUGAUCAGGCCUACCAGAUGCGACCUUCAAUUAUUUUCUUUGAUGAGAUAGAUGGCCUUGCUCCUGUGCGGUCCAGUAAACAAGACCAAAUUCAUAGCUCUAUUGUGUCAACUCUUCUGGCCCUUAUGGAUGGUUUAGACAGCAGAGGAGAGAUUGUGGUCAUUGGAGCCACCAACAGGCUGGAUUCUAUAGAUCCUGCUUUACGAAGACCCGGCCGCUUUGAUCGAGAGUUCCUCUUCAGCUUGCCAAAUAAAGAGGCUAGAAAAGAGAUUUUCAAGAUUCACACACGAGAUUGGACCCCAAAGCCAUUGGACAUGUUUCUUGAAGAGCUAGCUGAAAAAUGUGUUGGGUACUGUGGUGCUGAUAUUAAAUCCUUAUGUGCUGAAGCUGCCCUCUGUGCUUUGCGCCGCCGCUAUCCUCAGAUAUACAAAAGUAGCGAGAAACUGCAGUUAGAUGUUGCUUCUAUCAAAAUAACAGCAAAGGAUUUUGUCAUGGCUAUGCAGAAGACUGUUCCAGCUUCACAGAGGGCUGUGGCUUCACCUGGGCGAGCGCUAUCAUCUGUUUCAAAACCACUGCUUGAAAACACGUUAGCAAGAAUUUUACAAGCCUUGCAGAGAGUAUUUCCCCACACAGAGUUUGCACUACAGAAGGACCAACAGCCAGACAGUGUAAAUCAUGUUUUAAGAAAUUAUGCAGUUGACAGUGAUGAGGAAUCGCCAUCAAUCUUUGAAGAUAAGCCAACUCAUAAAAUGCCCAGUAGAGCAAAGGAAAAAUUCCUCAAUUUUAGCAGAAAUGCUUAUUACCAGCCAACAUCUUGCAGGCCACGGUUCUUACUAGUUGGAGAGCCAGGAUGUGGGCAAGCUUCUCAUUUGGCACCUGCAGUAAUACAUGCCCUGGAAAAGUUUCCAGUUUAUAUGCUAGACCUACCUGCUUUGUUUGUUACCACCACAUCACCGGAAGAAACAUGUGCACAGUUGAUGCGAGAAGCUCAAAGAACAGCACCGAGUAUCAUUUAUAUCCCACAUAUCCAUUUGUGGUGGGAGGCUGUUGGAGCUACACUGAAAGCUACUUUUACAACACUACUGCAGAACGUUCCAACAUUUGCUCCAGUUUUGCUGCUUGCAACAUCUGAUGUGUGUCACGCAGAUCUCCAAACAGAGAUAAAAGAAUUGUUUAUUGAUGAUUAUGAAGAAGUUUUCAAAAUCCAGUUGCCUAAUGAGGAAGAAAGAAGAAUGUUUUUUGAGGACUUAAUUGUAAAUCAAGCUGCUAAACCUCCUGCAUCAAAAAACAGUGCAGCGUGGCGGCCAUUGGAAGUGCUGCCUGUAGCACCACCACCUAAGCCUCAACAGCUGACUGAGGAAGAAAUAAAACAACUGGAGGAGCAGGAGGAGGACACAUUGCGUGAACUUAGGAUUUUCUUAAGGGAUGUGACUCACAGACUUGCCAUUGACAGACGUUUCAGAGCAUUUACAAAGCCUGUUGACCCAGAGGAGGUACCUGAUUAUGACGCAGUUAUUAAACAGCCCAUGGACCUUUCAGCAAUUCUCUCUAAGAUUGACUUGCACCAGUACCUAACUGCAGGAGACUUUUUAAGAGACAUCGAUCUAAUCUGUAGCAAUGCUUUAGAGUACAACCCAGAUAAAGAUCCUGGAGAUCGUCUCAUUAGGCACAGAGCUUGUACUUUGAGAGAUACUGCGUAUGCCAUAGUGAGGGAAGAAAUAGAUGAAGACUUUGAACAACGCUGUGAAGAAAUUCAAGAAUCUCGUAAGAAAAGAGGUUGUAGCUCUUCAAAGUAUGCUCCGUCUUACUACCGUGUAAUGCCAAAGCAGAACUCCGUUCCUGGGUGUACGAAAACAGACCCAAAGUGUAAUGAAAAAAUGAAGAUAGCAGCAGCACCUGUAGAUGCCAGUACACCCCGCUCUAACAAUGUGUCAAAAAGAAAACGCAGAAAGAACAAAGGGUCUUCAAGUAUCGCAACAAAGAGGAGGAAUUUCCAGUUCAAUAAAGAGAAUAAAGUUCCGGAAGACCAAAAUGAAGUUGAGAGUGAUGAAGAGACCCCAGAAAAAGGGUUUUCUAACAUGGAUCACGCUGAAGUUGAGUCCACACAGGAUUCUUUUAUGGAAGAAAAUGAAAAUGUACUUCAGGAACGACAGAAAAAUGGGAAUGAAAACACAUCUGGGACAGAAAAUGAGAGAGAGAGAGUUCUUCUGCCUAAAUCUGCUUCUGAGAAGAGUAUCAUGCUUCCUGAACAUUCAGACCUAAGAGAGGAGAGCAAAAUGCCAGAUCACCAAACAGCAGAAAGUUCUGAAGACGGAGAUUCAAAUGAUUCAUGGGUACACCGUAUGACUCGUGGGAGACAUUCUCAGGUAGAAGAGCAACAGGUGACGUGUGCCAAUAAAGCCAUGGAAAUUCUCACACAGCCAGUGACUGUGGAUUACUAUGAGCUCAAACAACUGUUGCAUUUUGUCACUGUGGUAACUAAGAAGUUCAAUAUAUUUCACCUGGAAAAACUAUACGCUGUUCUUAGUCAGUGCAUAUACCAACAUCGGGAAGAUUACGACAAAACUGAAUUAGUGAAGGAAAUGAAGAAAGAAAUUGCAGCCUUCAGUUAUGCUCGGUGUUGAUUUCCGCAUACUUGACUUCUCCUCUAAUGUUUUCUUUUCACUGCAUGUUGUUAUCCGCGCAUAAUUAAUUCAAUAAAGAUUACUUCUACAUAUAUAUUUCUACAUAUGCUAAACAAAUAUAUCUUUAAAUUUAUUAAGAAAGCUGAAAUAAAGUCCUUUAACUGCUUUUAUUU
Messenger RNA from Grus americana (Whooping crane), 5705 nucleotides. It is a transcript of the gene ATAD2, whose product is annotated as ATPase family AAA domain containing 2. Lineage: Eukaryota; Metazoa; Chordata; Aves; Gruiformes; Gruidae. Bases 1681 to 5532 code for a protein of 1283 amino acids. Gene Ontology annotation, biological process: positive regulation of transcription by RNA polymerase II. Gene Ontology annotation, molecular function: ATP binding; histone binding; ATP hydrolysis activity. The transcript is spliced from 28 exons. Gene Ontology annotation, cellular component: nucleus. The record is from RefSeq and is a predicted model, not a curated record.